CAUCCUUCACUACAGGAAGUAUCAGAAUGAUACCGCAAAUUCCAAAAGUCUUAGACACUAAUGACUAUUCACAAACAUUGGGGAUAUCACACCAGAUAUUUAAAGAUGAUGAUGAAUUGGCAGGAACUGGGAAGCAAUCAUUUUGUACAGAGAGUAAUUUAGUCAUCAAACAAGAGGACAACAUUUAUGAUUUAUCUAGUGAAAUUAUUAUCCCAGAGGAUAAACCACACACAUUUACUGAGAUUUCAAAACAUAUUAAAGAAGGGAAAAGUCUACAAUCUAGCCAAAUGAUUCAUACAAAGGAGAAACCUUUCCAAUGUACAAAGUGUGAGAAAAGCUUUAGAUGGAAUUCUCAUCUAGUAAAACACUACAAAAUGCACACUGGUGAGAAACCACACACAUGUACUGAGUGCGGCAAAUGUUUUACACUAAUGGCUAAUCUGAAAACUCAUAAAAAGAUUCACACAGGAGAAAAGCUUUUCACCUGUACAGAGUGUGGAAAAAGUUUUACAGAAAAGAGUGAACUGAAAAGGCAUGAAAGGAUUCACACCGGAGAAAAGCCUUUCACAUGUACAGAGUGUGGAAAAAGUUUUACACAAAAGAAUGAUCUGAAAAAGCAUGAAACUAUUCACACCGGAGAAAAGCCUUUCACAUGUACAGAGUGUGGAAUUUUUUUUAUACAUCUGAGUAAUCUGAAAACUCAUGAAAGGAUUCACACAGGGGAAAAGCCUUUCACAUGUACAGAGUGUGGAAAAAGUUUUAAACAAAAGAGUUAUCUGAAAACUCAUGAAAGGAUUCACACAGGAGAAAACCUUUUCACGUGUACAGAGUGUGGAAAAUGUUUUACACAAAUAAGUAGUCUGAAAACUCAUGAAAGGAUUCACACAGGAGAAAAGCCUUUCACAUGUACAGAGUGUGGAAAAAGUUUUACACAAAUAAGUAGUCUGAAACAUCAUGAAGGUAUUCACACAGGAGAAAAGCCUUUCACGUGUACAGAGUGUGGAAAAAGUUUUACACAAAAGAGUAGUCUGAAAUAUCAUGAAGGUAUUCACACAGGAGAAAAGCCUUUCACGUGUACAGAGUGUGGAAAAAGUUUUUCACGAAAGAGUAGUCUGAAAACUCAUGAAAGGAGCCACACAGGAAAAAAGCUUUUCACAUGUACAGUGUGUGGAAAAAGUUUUACACGAAAGAGUAGUCUGAAAACUCAUGAAAGGAUUCACACAGGAGAAAAACCUUUCACAUGUACAGAGUGUGGAAAAGGAUUUACAAUUAAGAUUUAUCUGAAAACUCAUGAAAAGAUUCACACCGGAGAAAAGCCUUUCACAUGUACAGAGUGUGGAAAAAGUUUUGUACAGAUGAGUAAUCUGAAAACUCAUGAAAGGAUUCACACAGGAGAAAAGCCUUUCACAUGUACAGAGUGUGGAAAAAGUUUUACACAAAAGAGUUAUCUGAAAACUCAUGAAAGGAUUCACACAGGAGAAAACCUUUUCACGUGUACAGAGUGUGGAAAAUGUUUUACACAAAUGGAUGAUCUGAAAACUCAUGAAAGGAUUCACAGAGGAGAAAAACCUUUCACAUGUACAGACUGUGGAAAAUGUUUUACAGUAAAAAGUAAUCUGAAAACUCAUGAAAGGAUUCACACAGGGGAAAAUCCAUUCACAUGUACAGAGUGUGGAAAAAGUUUUACACAAGAGUAGUCUGAAAAGUCA
Bombina bombina (fire-bellied toad) is the source of this 1709-nucleotide messenger RNA. Its product is annotated as gastrula zinc finger protein XlCGF26.1-like. The record is from RefSeq and is a predicted model, not a curated record. Bases 27 to 1697 code for a protein of 556 amino acids. Gene Ontology annotation, cellular component: nucleus. The transcript has a single exon. Lineage: Eukaryota; Metazoa; Chordata; Amphibia; Anura; Bombinatoridae.